Molecule: messenger RNA, 2372 nt
Organism: Myripristis murdjan (pinecone soldierfish)
Lineage: Eukaryota; Metazoa; Chordata; Actinopteri; Holocentriformes; Holocentridae
Gene: wasf3a
Product: WASP family member 3a
Exons: 9
Coding region: 257-1675 (472 amino acids)
Biological process (GO): positive regulation of Arp2/3 complex-mediated actin nucleation; actin cytoskeleton organization
Cellular component (GO): SCAR complex; cytoskeleton
Molecular function (GO): actin binding; protein kinase A regulatory subunit binding; Arp2/3 complex binding
Source: RefSeq, a predicted model, not a curated record
CCCGCCCAGGAGAGAUGACUGACUGUGCCGUCCAAGCACACGGGUGCAGCAGGUCAGCGCAGGAAAAAAUUUGGGUUUGAUUUGUUAGGAUGAGUCCACUUGGAUUUGCUUUUGGCUGCCCCGUCCGAGCGUGCUGACGUGGGGGAGACACGUAAGAAAACCUCCGCCGGGUGGUGAAAUCAAACGAACCCCACCGGAGGCCGCAUGGUAGGACAGAGACUAAAUGCAGGUUGAGGCCGAGAUGUGAGAGGCGGUCAUGCCUUUUGUGAAGAGGAACAUAGAGCCCCGGCACCUGUGCCACGGUGCGGUGCCUGAAGGCAUCGGCAGUGAGCUUGAGUGUGUGACCAACAACACGCUGUCCGCCAUCAUCCGGCAGCUCAGCAGCCUGAGUAAACACGCAGAGAAUGUUUUUGGGGAACUUUUUAAUGAGGCCAACACUUUUUAUGUCCGUGCCAACACUCUCCAGGAUCGCAUUGACCGCUUGGCUGUCAAGGUCACCCAGCUGGACUCCAGUGUGGAAGAGGUCUCUCUUCAGGACAUAAAUAUGCGGAAGGCAUUUAAAAGCUCUACUGUGCAGGACCAGCAGGUCUUGUCCAAGAGCAGCGCUCCAAACCCCGUGGCUGAGAUGUACAACACCAGUGACAAGCCCCCUCCCCUCAGUGUCCUCACUGCUUACAGAGAGGACUGCAUCGAUGGCAUGAAGUUCUACACAGACCCAUCAUACUUUUUUGACCUGUGGAAGGAAAAGAUGCUUCAGGACACUGAGGACAAGAGGAAAGAGAAGCGGAGACAUAGGGAACAGAAGCGAUGCGUGGAUGGUACACUUCAGCGUGAGGUGAAGAAGGUUAGAAAGGCCCGAAACCGAAGGCAAGAAUGGAACGUGAUGGCGUUCGAUAAGGAGUUUCGUCCAGAUCACCGCCAUCCACACAUUCUCUGUCAAGGGGCAUCGGCUGAGGGCUGCCUCUCUCCGGAUGGCAGACCUGACCUCCCAGACUACCCGGUUCCUCCAGGCUUUGCCCAUGCAGCUUGUAACAUUGCCAAGCCUCACGGUUACGUCCCGGGGAACGCACACCCCUCACCACCUGUGGAGCACGAAUACCACAGCAUCGAGGUCAACUACAAAGGAGGACCCUACUCCAUAGUGGAGCCUCACCCUGCAGACCGAAUAAAUGGCUCCUUACUUCCACCUGUUGAUUACAACCUGGUGGAGUAUUCUACCAACCCUCCACCCCCUGUCCCAGGUCCACCUAUCCCAUCAGCACAGACAGCCUUUGGGUUCCCUCUGGGUGCACUACCACCCACCCCACACAACGGACCUUUGCACAUAGGCCCAGGCUACUCACUCCCACCUAUACCUCCCCCAGGCCCGCGCAUAGUUCCUCCGCCCCCUGGUCCUCCUCCCCCACCAGUCCCACCAGCCGCACCACCCCACCUGGCGGGACACAGCGAAGCCAAGCGAGCCGACGCUCCGCCUGUAAGAGACGCCAGGAGCGACCUGCUCUCCGCCAUCCGCAUGGGCAUCCAGCUGAAGAAAGUCCAAGAGCAGCAGGAGCAGCAGAGCAAGCGGGAGCCGGUGGGGAACGACGUGGCCACCAUCCUGUCCCGCCGCAUCGCCGUGGAGUACAGCGAAUCCGACGACGAGUCCGAGCUGGAGGACAACGAGUGGUCAGACUGACCCGGCCCAGAGGCUGGCAGCUGACUGGCGCUUUGCUUUAUUCACUCUUUGGUGAAAACGAAGCGAACAGGACCGUCCACAUGUGAGACUCCUGGACUGUUAAACACCAUCUCUGGCUCCACCUGCUGGACACAAUCAACAAAUACAAACUGUACCGUUGCUGCUAUAGUUACCUUAUUUAGUCUUGUAUUGUUGUAAUACUAUGCUGUCAUUAAUUGCUCACAAGGUAGUGUAAUUUUUAAAGCAGAUGAAUGAUAUGAUUAAUUUCUAAUUGCCCACCUGCUUGAAACAUGUUACUCACUGGUUUGACUGUGUAUAUGAAUGAGUGCGAGAGGGUUAUAGUGAUCUCAACAUUUUGCUGCUUGGUUGACAUUAACUUAUUAUUUAACAUACCUCAAUCUCUCAAAACUAUUUGGACCAAAUGUGCAUGGAUUGACACCUAUCACACAUGAAAAAUGGCAGGGGAAAAAAAACAUAGUGUCAGUGUUUUAUAGGUCAUUCCAUUUGACAGUCAUUAACAUCACCUGUCCUACCAUUAAUGUAGGAGACUAAUAGUCACAAAAUAUAAUAGCUACCUCAGUUUUUGAUUCUCCCAUGCUGUAUGUUUCAUGUGCAGUUCCACCACUGAAUUAUCAUUUAUUGUAACAUGUAUUUAAAAAUGUGGACAUGUCAAUAAAUUAUUUCAGUAUUAACUGGC